Labeo rohita (rohu) is the source of this 1361-nucleotide messenger RNA. RefSeq lists its product as uncharacterized. The transcript has 4 exons. Lineage: Eukaryota; Metazoa; Chordata; Actinopteri; Cypriniformes; Cyprinidae. The record is from RefSeq and is a predicted model, not a curated record. Gene Ontology annotation, molecular function: zinc ion binding. Bases 12 to 1361 code for a protein of 449 amino acids.
UUGACAAAGACAUGAGUGAAAUAAAUGCUUUGAAUGCAGUUUUCCCUGAGUCUGAUGUUCUGCUCUGCUGGUACCAUGUACUCCAAGCUGUUGUUCGAUGGUUGAUGAAGUCAGAUUCCGGCGUUUGUGGGCCUCACUCCUCAAAUACCCGGAGAGAAAUUCUAGAUUACUUCAAAAAAAUGAAAGCUUGUGCUAUGGUAAAGACUGACUUUGACAGAGUGGCUAAAGAAUUUCUGAAAGACUUUUCUCACUGUCAAGAGGUUUGCAAGUACUUCCAGAGGUACUGGGAACCAAUAAGUCACAGAUGGGCUGAUUAUGGACGUUGUUAUAACCAUGGGAAUUCAGAGACCAACAAUUUGAUAGAAAGAUUUUUCCAUCGACUGAAAUAUCAAUUCUUAUCUGGGAUAAGAAAUCGACGUUUAGAUGACUUGCUUGAUGUCCUCCUUUGCAAGACGGAGACUUACUUUCAGGUGAUAAAAAACUUGCAGUCAGCUGGAAGAAUGUCAAACUCUGUUGCCAUGAAGUUGGAGGAAACAUUUAACAAAGCAACAGGAAUGAUAGAAAAAGGGUGGUCUAACCACAUUACAAGAGAAUCAUCAGAAAUAUACAUGUACAAUGUACCAUCCGAACAAGACCCCUCACUUUCCUACAAGACCUGCCCUGCAGAGUGCUUCUGCAGUUGCCCUGUUGGUUUGAGAGGUCAAGUAUGCAAACAUUUGGUGUUGCUAGAUGUAGUCAAAGAUAAGGAUAAUGAUUCUUUCCCUGAACUUGCUCUUCAGCUAGAAGCUCACGCAAGAGCUUUACAAGACAAAGGUCACUUUAGUGUCUGUUGUGACAUAAAAAUGGAAAUCAGUGUGGAAAGCCUUUGUGAGAGAGGAACAUACCAUGCAUCUUUGAAAACAUUUUCUUGUACCUGUUGUACAUUCUCAUACCAUGAAAUUUGUCCCUGUCUUAUUUUAGCACAACAGCUGUUUGGUCUGACCAUUAAUGAAAAAAGGGGCUGUUCUGUCAAUCAAACUGAAACUGCUGAUUUGGAUUACAUGCAACAAGACAGCAGUUCAGACUUCCAGAAACUAGAAGACAUUCUUGAAACAGUCAAAAGAUGGCAGACUGUUCCAGAGAACAUCAAGCGGCAAAUAAAUGAUCUUUACGUUAACGUGCAACAAGAAGACAGAAGUCUUUUGUCAAAAAGGCACUGUACCAAUGACGCUUCAAGGAAGAUACGGCCACUCUUCCCACGCAAUGCAAAACACUGCAAAAAACUAAUAGCAUCAAGGACAAUCUGCAUUUCUGACACGAAUUCAGAAGGGUUCAAAAGAAAAACAAAAAGAAAAGCAAGAAAAUCCAAAGAACACAAAUAG